Spodoptera frugiperda (fall armyworm) is the source of this 1432-nucleotide messenger RNA. Its product is annotated as carboxypeptidase B-like. Gene Ontology annotation, biological process: proteolysis. Bases 96 to 1367 code for a protein of 423 amino acids. NCBI's taxonomy places the organism in Eukaryota, Metazoa, Arthropoda, Insecta, Lepidoptera, Noctuidae. Gene Ontology annotation, molecular function: metallocarboxypeptidase activity; zinc ion binding. The record is from RefSeq and is a predicted model, not a curated record. The transcript has 6 exons.
UAAUUGUGGACGUAGUUCGAGUAUAUUAUCAGGAGAUUAUCCCUAAUCGAAGGCUAUAAGAUAAUCGGCGUGUGCGCACACGGUCAGUGGGUAAAAUGACUCGGUUGGUGAUCUGUGUACUCCUCUGUGUGGCCUCCUUCGUGCAGGGAGGUCACGAGAAAUAUGAAGGCCAUCAAUUGUACCGUGUAUCUGGUCUUAACGAACAGAUCAGAAAAUUAGAAGCAACCCUAGAUGUCCUAGCAGCUACACCAGCAGCCAGGUCUGAAUCUGGCAAGCUUGAGGCUCUCGUCCGCCUGGCUCCUGAGGAGAAAGAACAAUGGCUGCACUACUUCGAAAAGAACAACAUGGUGUACACCAAGAUUGCCGACAAUCUCGCCGAGAUCCUCCGAAAAGAAGAGGCUGGGAUCAAGGCUACGAAAGAGGCUGCCAAACGCAGUGGCAAGUCCAUCUCCUGGGACACUUACUACAGGCAUGAUGAGAUCAACGAUUACUUGGACGAAUUGGCGGAAGAGCACCCUGACCUCGUGACCGUCAUCAACGCAGGUCUCAGUUUCGAAGGUCGCCAGAUCAAAUACGCGAGGAUCUCGUCCACCCGGUUUGAGAACCUUAUGAAGCCCGUCAUCGUCAUCGACGCCAUGGCUCAUGCCAGAGAAUGGGUCACCACUCCCGUAGCCCUCUACAUCAUCCACCAACUCGUGGUGGUGGCUCCAGAAAGCCAAUUGACUCAAUUAGUCGACUGGAUCAUUAUUCCUGUGGUCAACCCUGAUGGUUACGAAUAUUCCAUCGAUGAGGACCGCUUGUGGCGUAAAACUCGCUCUACAGCGCAUGAAGGAGCCGACGAGUGCCCAGGAGUUGAUGUUAACCGCAACUUCGACCACCACUGGGGUACUGCUCCAGACAGCGCUAACCCUUGCUCACUCAUCUAUGAAGGUCCUUCCGCCUUCUCCGAGGCUGAGACCAGGGUCGUCAGAAGCGCUGUCGAGUCGAGCCUGCAGAGAACUUCCCUCUACAUUUCACUACACAGCUACGGAAAUAUGUUCCUUUACGCUUGGGGCAACAACGGUUCGUUACCUUCAAAUGCUUUGAACCUUCACAUGGUCGGUAUCAACAUGGCUCAUGCAAUCGAUGAGAAGGCUUUGGACAAGGCUGACAGGUACAUCGUGGGCAACGCUGCAAACGUUCUCUACUACACAACUGGUACCUCCAGAGACUGGACCAGGGCUGUGGGAAUCCCUCUCACCUACACCUUGGAGCUGCCUGGAUACGAAUACCUGUUCCAAGUCCCCGCUACGUAUGUUGAACAGAUCGUGACGGAGACCUGGGCCGGUAUCGCUGUAGGAGCUCAAUACGUAUUGUCUUCUUGGUAAUGAUUUACUUAAUAGCGGUUUCAAUGUACAUAAAAGAGUUAUUUAAAUAAAUAUUUUCUUUUUUA